This is a messenger RNA of Austrofundulus limnaeus, 1959 nucleotides long. RefSeq names its product probable serine carboxypeptidase CPVL. Gene Ontology annotation, molecular function: serine-type carboxypeptidase activity. NCBI's taxonomy places the organism in Eukaryota, Metazoa, Chordata, Actinopteri, Cyprinodontiformes, Rivulidae. The record is from RefSeq and is a predicted model, not a curated record. Gene Ontology annotation, biological process: proteolysis.
GGAGCCGGGGACAAAGCUCCAGUCCUGCUGUGGCUGCAGGGCGGGCCGGGCGGUACCUCCAUGUUUGGCCUGUUUGUGGAACACGGACCGUAUGUUGUGUACAAGAACCUAACAGUUGGGAUGAGGGACUUUGCGUGGACCAGCAGAUACUCUGUUCUGUACAUCGACAAUCCGGUGGGAACCGGUUUCAGCUUCACUGACGACGACAAAGGWUUUGCUCAGAACCAGGACGAUGUCGGCAGAGAUCUCUACAGUGCUUUGACUCAGUUCUUCCAGCUCUUUCCAGAGUAUCAGUCCAAUGAGUUUUAUGCCACSGGAGAGUCGUACGCAGGCAAGUAUGUUCCUGCUGUUUCCUACUACAUCCACAAAAACAACCCGACUGCYAAAGUCAAGAUCAACUUCAAGGGCAUGGCUAUAGGAGACGGACUCUGUGACCCAGAAGUGAUGCUGGCUGGUUACGGUGACUUCCUGUAUCAAACGGGGAUGGUAGACGAGCUGCAGAAACGGUACGUGGACGAGCAGACGGGCCUCGCCGUUCAGCUCAUCCAGCAUCAGAAGUGGGUGGAAGCUUUUAAAGUUUUUGACUCGCUGCUGAACGGCGACGUGGACCCAUACCCCUCCUUCUUCCAGAACGCCACAGGCUGUACCAACUACUUCAACUACCUGAUGUGUCAGGAGCCCGAGGACCAGGAGUACUUCUCUCAGUUCGUGACCCGGCCCACCGUGCGGCGAGCCAUCCACGUGGGCAACCUGACGUUCCACGAUGGCUCGGAGGUGGAGAAGCACCUCCUGCAGGACGUCAUGAAGAGCAUCAAACCGUGGCUGGGCGUGCUGAUGGACAACUACAGGGUGUUGAUCUACAGCGGGCAGCUGGAUGUGAUCGUCGCCGCCCCUCUGACCGAAAGGUUCCUGCCUACCGUGAACUGGACCGGCGCCGCCGAGUAUAAAACGGCCCCUCGCUUCCACUGGAAGGUCCAGCCCAGUGACACAGAGGUGGCAGGRUACGUCAGACAGGUCGGAGAGUUUUACCAGGUCAUCAUACGAGGAGGAGGACACAUUCUGCCCUACGACCAGCCGGCCCGAUCCUUUGACAUGAUUGACAGAUUCUUGUCGACACAAGGCUGGAAGUGAAAAGCUUUGGUUCAAAAAAAACAAGACUGAUUAAAACYAUCUUCGUGGACAUUGAUUGUUCAGUGUUGAUUUAAAGGACUGUUGAUUGACACAACAAAUWAUGUUCUGUGUAUAUUUUGCAAUAAAUGUGUUUUUUUUUAAAUCAAAGGAGAUAUUUGACUUUUAUCUGAAACACAACAGAUGAUUCAGAUAAUUAGUAAGAAAUGUUUCUUGGUUUGAGCAAAAAAUAAUUGUGUUCAGAUAAGCACAGUUACAUCUGAAAUAUUUGAAUUCUGAAAUGACUUGAAAUGAACAGGUAUUUCUGUAUAAAAUGUUGUAGUUUCUACGAAAGAGGAUUAGGGCCACUGAGAAAAAUAAAAGAAUUCUGACUUAAAUCUCAGAAUUCUGACUUUUUACUUUAAUCUUCUGAAAAAAAAAGUCAGAACUCUGACUUUAAACACAAGCUUUUAAAGUCAGUAAAUAUUAAGGCAAAAAUAAAAUGAGGCCUUCUGAGAAAAAAGUCAGAAUUCUCUUUUUUUUUUUUCUUUCAGUGGUGCUAAUCGUCUUCCGUAAGUUUCAAUACUUUCAUUUUCUGCCUAAUUUUAUUCUUGCCUUAAUAUUUACUGACUUUAAAAGCUUGUAGUUCAGAAAAUGUCCACCAGGGGUCACUAGUCCUCAACAAAAACUACUGAAGGGAGAAACAAUAAAAAUACUUUCCUGAACUAUUGUAGAUUUUAAACCUUUUUAAUGUUCAUCUCAAGAAUUAUUUAGUUAAGUUUGAUUCUGAAAUUUCUAAACUUGUCUUAAUUAUCUGACCAAUAAAAGCUUUUCUGUGUUUUUCAACUUAAA